UUCAUUGUCCUCAACAUCACAGGAAUUCUCAGGAUAGGCCUUGACUUUUGCGGCUGUGAAAAUCUACUGCGAUCUCGUCUGUUUUCGGCCACCACAGUAGGCCCAAAAACUGCUGCCACCUUCUGCCUUCUAAAGAUGUUCCACUUGUUAUUGACACAGUCCAAAGUUUCCAGGUAUGAGUUCUAUACAUCAAUCUCCAGACACACAGAUAAUACUGGU
Messenger RNA from Postia placenta MAD-698-R-SB12, 219 nucleotides. RefSeq lists its product as hypothetical. The annotation marks the transcript as partial. The transcript has 2 exons. NCBI's taxonomy places the organism in Eukaryota, Fungi, Basidiomycota, Agaricomycetes, Polyporales, Adustoporiaceae. The record is from RefSeq and is a predicted model, not a curated record.